This is a messenger RNA of Papilio polytes (common Mormon), 3104 nucleotides long. RefSeq names its product gamma-aminobutyric acid type B receptor subunit 2 (gene GABA-B-R3). The transcript is spliced from 13 exons. Gene Ontology annotation, cellular component: G protein-coupled receptor heterodimeric complex; membrane. The record is from RefSeq and is a predicted model, not a curated record. Bases 1 to 3063 code for a protein of 1020 amino acids. Gene Ontology annotation, biological process: G protein-coupled receptor signaling pathway; gamma-aminobutyric acid signaling pathway. Gene Ontology annotation, molecular function: G protein-coupled GABA receptor activity. Lineage: Eukaryota; Metazoa; Arthropoda; Insecta; Lepidoptera; Papilionidae.
AUGACUCUAAAUCUAGGAUAUGAUAAUAAUAAUGAAACGAUUGGUACAGAUUUUAAUGAUUUAAAAGAUUAUUCGACUAACAGAAUAUUAAAUGAUAGCGAAGCUUUAACUUCCGUACAACUAGAAGAUAAUUUGGAUGAACACUCAAAUAUUGAUAUAAGAGAAGUACAAGAUGAAUCAAUGGGAAAGUUGAAAAUCGACGAAACAACAAGAACAAAGAUAUUCCACGAUUACUUUACGACAGUUAAUAAAACUGAAUCUAAAUUACAACCAGAUAAAGAUUCAAGGAAUGAUUUUAAUGAAACAAUUAAUGAAAAUUUGAAUCAAACCGACAAAGUUCUAAUCCAAGUUGGGUUGAAUGGUUCGGAAAUAUUUUUUAAUAAUUCCUUAUUACAUCCCGAUACCCUUGUUCCUCCGAUAACAGGAAUCUUGCAAUCAACAAGACCCGAAUUCAAUGAAGAAUUACCGGAACCAAGAAAGCUAGUAUCCAUCCUGGGCCUCUUCGAAUUGACAGUGGGGGAUAUGCCGCGUGCAGAGGGCGCCUCCGAGCUGGCAGCAGCGCGGCUUGCUAUUAGCCACAUCAACCAACGGAGGCUCCUACCCGGGUACACAUUGCACCUCAUCACCAACGAUACCAAGUGUGACCCAGGCGUGGGCGUGGACCGAUUCUUCCACGCGUUGUACACGGAGCGUUCAUCGCGCAUGGUAAUGGUGCUCGGAAGCGCGUGUUCUGAUGUCACCGAGAGCAUCGCUAAGAUCGUUCCUUAUUGGAAUAUUGUACAGGUAUCGUUCGGUUCUACUUCACCGGCGCUGAGUGACCGCUCAGAAUUCCCGCUCUUUUGUAGAACUGUGGCCCCGGAUUCUUCGCACAAUCCCGCAAGGAUCGCCUUUAUCAGGCAACAUGGUUGGGACACGGUAACCGCAUUCUCUCAGAAUGAGGAGGUGUACUCACUGGCGGUGAACGAGCUGGUGACGCAGCUGGAAGCAGCAAACAUCACCUGCGCGGCUUCCAUCACUUUCGCAGAGUCGGACUUCAAGGAACAAUUGCAACAACUAAAGAAAUUGGAUAUCCGCAUAAUUAUUGGCAGUUUCUCCCAAGAAAUGGUGCCGAAGAUAUUUUGCGAGGCGUUCAGGCUGGGCAUGUACGGCGCGGAGUACGCGUGGCUGCUGGCCGUUCUUGACUCCAUUUAUGUAUUUUAUUUCUGCAGAUCAAUAAAGUUGUCCUCGCCUCGCCUCAACAACAUGACCCUCAUCGGAUGCGUGUUAGUGUACACGGCGGUGGCAUUGCUUGGAGUCGACAAUGCCACCCUGCCUUCCUUCGUGCCAUUUUCCGCCAUGUGCACUGGAAGGGUUUACAUUCUAUCGGCGGGAUUCUCUUUAGCGUUUGGGUCAAUGUUUGCCAAAACUUACAGAGUUCAUCGAAUUUUUAUAAGCAACCGAAGUGGCGUGUGCAAGACGAAGCUGCUGCAGGACACGCCGCUGAUAGCGCUGGUGUGCGCGCUGCUGCUGCUGGACGCGCUGGUGGUGACGCUGUGGGCCGUGCUGGACCCCAUGGAGCGCCACCUCCGCAACCUCACCCUCGAGAUCAGCGCCACCGACCGCGGCGUGCUCUACCAGCCGCAGAUAGAAGUGUGCAAGUCUCAAAACAUGACAGGCUGGCUCUGCGCGCUGUACGCUUACAAAGGUCUGCUUCUGAUCGUGGGCCUCUACAUGGCGUGGGAGACGCGCCACGUCAACAUCUCCGCGCUCAACGACUCCAAGUACAUCGGCAUCAGCGUCUACUCCGUCGUCAUCACCAGCACCAGCGUCGUCGUCAUCGGCACCAUCAUCUCCGAGCGCGCCACCCUAGCCUACAUCACCAUCACCGGUCUCAUCCUCAUCGCGACCACCUCCACUCUCUGCCUCUUGUUCCUGCCCAAGAUUAUCGCUAUUAGAAGUAACAACGAUCCAGUAAUCCAGAGUAUGGGUUUGAGACUGGAAUGUAAAACUAGAAGAUUCGUAACCGACGAGACUCAAGAGUUGCAUUUUAGAAUAGAAAUACAGAAUAAGGUGUACAAGCGCGAGGUGGCGGCGCUCGACAGAGAGAUCGGCAGGUUAGAGAGGCUGCUCGCAGAGCCCUUGGAGUCUGCCGGCUCCAGUGCCUCAGUAGCGCUGCAUCGACGGACGGAACUAAAUACAGUCGAGGAAGAGAGCAAAGGAAGCGGUCUGCAGAAGAGGGCGGGCAGCGUGGGCGGCGGCGGGCUGCCGCUGCUGCUGCUGUCGGUGCUGCCGCCGGUCAUCCCGCGCGCCAGCUGGCCCUCCGCCGCCGCCGCCGGCCGCGCCGACAACUCAGUAAGCUUUAGCUCGCAACCGAAACUAAACUAUAGGAAAUCUCAGCCGGCGAUAGAUCUCUACAACCUCUGCCUCAACAAAAGAGACGAGAACCACGGCUUCCUCAGUAGAUUAAAAAAUUUCUUCGGUAGUAGACCGUCGAGUAGAAAGGCGUCCACGAUGUCCAUAGCGGACCCCACCGGCCAGAGCAUCGCGGCCGCGCUCCGCAUGCACGUCGGCAUGCUCGCCGGCCUCGUGCCGCACGGGAACCGCCCCCUGGUCCUCUCCUGUAACACUCUUAACGUGCCCAACCCGGAGACCAAAUUAAGAAGAGAAUCGUACGCUAAAAGCGGCCCCAUCAUCAGAAUCAUCGACGACGAACCGUCUCGUUCGAAGUACUCGUCCGAAAGGAGUAUACCCUCGACGAACAAGUACGUCGCGGAGCCGGAGACUAGAGUAAACUUCGUCCUACCCACCGGUCAUAGGAAAUCGAUGUCCCAACAGAACUCCAGUGAGAGGAUAAAAGGUUCACCGAGGUUUCCUCACAGGAUAGCUCCGAGCGCGGCCAGCCUCUCCGCGCUGCACGGCCGCAGGAAGGCCAGCGCAGACAGCGUCUUUAACCUAUCUGGAGCGUUCGACGAACAGCGAAGGUUCAGUCACCAGAAUGUUUCUAACCAGGAAAAGACCAGGGCUACGAUAGAGAGUAGAUGGAAAUCCACAGAAGACGCAAUACCUGGACCUUCGGGGACUUAAACAAACUAUCUCGAUAUAUUGUGUGCCAAAUUUAUAAACUA